Messenger RNA from Arachis ipaensis, 2297 nucleotides. Its product is annotated as signal peptide peptidase-like 5. Gene Ontology annotation, cellular component: Golgi-associated vesicle membrane; cytoplasmic side of endoplasmic reticulum membrane; lumenal side of endoplasmic reticulum membrane. NCBI's taxonomy places the organism in Eukaryota, Viridiplantae, Streptophyta, Magnoliopsida, Fabales, Fabaceae. Gene Ontology annotation, biological process: membrane protein proteolysis. The record is from RefSeq and is a predicted model, not a curated record. Gene Ontology annotation, molecular function: aspartic endopeptidase activity, intramembrane cleaving.
AAUCAAAAUUAUUCUUCUUUUGUGUUAAACAUAUUAAAAAAAUAAAAGACUAAAAUUGUUAUUCAUUUGUGUUCAAAAACCUUUCGGUUCCCGUCUUGAAGGUUUCAGUCUUCUUCAUCUUCUUCUCUCCUCUUCCUAUCCUCUCUCUCUGUCUCUCUCUGCUCCUCGAUCUCUCUCAUCUGUCUCUGCUUCGCACACAAGACGCCAUCUGCGCUCUUUGUGAAAGGACCCUUUCCUUUCCCUCCGGUGACGAUUCUGAUGCUCCAGCUUCUUCCCUCUGCAAAUUCUGCCACCCGCACCCUGCUUCUGCCUCCUCUGCCUCCAAAAGACUCUUCCGAAUCCUAGUAUCUUCUUCUUUUUUUUUUCCUCUUCAAAGUUCUGUUUUUUCUGUGACCCUUUGUGUUGUUUACACCAAAUAGUAUUGAAUUUUGUUGUGGGGGUGCUUUGUUUUGCAGAUGUCGGUUGCGACAGAAACAAAGGUAUUCAGUGUCAUAUGCUUCGAUAGAGUUGCCAGGGUUCUGUUCGGUUGUUCUGUAGAUGACUUCUUUCACUUUGCAAAGCUCCACCCUUUUGUGGUGUGACUGUAAAUGAGAUUCUGGAGGGAGAGAUGUUCACUAUGACUCUAACCAAGCUCCUCAAUGGCAAUACUAGACAUCUAAAGCUUGCAUCGGCUGUUCCUUUAACUUACUGCUUUCACCCCCUUUUUUACCAUACCAAUGUCUUCUACUGUUUAUUAUUUGGCCUGAGCUACCUAGCAUAUCUUAGUAAAACUAUAAAAUGUUCAUGAACUAGAACAUAAUCUGUUACUUCUCAUAUGAGUGUAAUAUGAUACUCAUUGCAUUUAUUUUGAGAAUAUUCUUGGUCACUGAGAUAGGAUAUAGCCACUACUAGUUUUUUUGUCCAUGUUACUUGUAGUUUCAGGUUCAUGUUGAUAUUGUCUAUUUUCUCUUAUCAUAUUUUGUUUUUCAUGAUAUUAGUUCUCUGUUAAUGUUUGAUUCAAAUAGAAAUUGAUUUUCUGCUGUUAGGAGUUCUUAUUAGUUUUGCACUUCCUUCUUUAAGCAUAAAGCUUCGGAUUAAACUUUCAAGAUAGAAAUGAGUGAAUUGAUCAAAUAUUUACCUCUUCAGCCGCCUUCCUGUCAUGCAGGGUAUCACACUGAUAAUUACAGUUUUUCAGAUUGUACGAAUACCGAAUCUCAAAGUUGGAACUAUUCUUCUCAGCUGCGCCUUCCUAUACGACAUCUUUGGGUGUUCGUUUCUAAACGGUGGUUCCAUGAGAGCGUCAUGAUAGUGGUAGCUCGAGGUGAUAAGAGUAGAGAAGAUGGUAUCCCAAUGCUGCUAAAGAUACCACGUUUGUUCGAUCAUUGGGGUGGUUACAACAUCAUUGGUUUUGGGGACAUUAUCUUACCAGGGCUUCUAGUAGCAUUUUCACUAAGGUAUGAUUGGUUGGCAAAGAAGAGCCUUUGCGCUGGGUACUUCUUGUGGGCAAUGACUGCCUAUGGCUUAGGCUCAAUCCCAUCAUCAUCCAAAUCUCCAUCAUCAAAGUCAAUCUUAGGAGAAAAGGUGCCAUCCUCUUCGUACAGUAAAUUUGAUGUCUCGCCAAUUAUAUUUCCAUCAGAACUUUGGUCACCGGUAUCAUGCCCAUUUAACUCUUAUUACAAGGAAAAAGGCAAUAACCACUGAGAGCUUGGAUAAUCCAAAUUCCAAAUGAAGGGGGUAGAAGAUUACCACAAAAAGGGUGGAGCUUUGCAAAGUGAAAGAAGUCAUCUGCAGAACAACCGAACAGAACCUUGACAACUCUAUUGAAGCAUAUGACACCGAAUACCUUUGUUUCUGUCGCAACCAACAUCUGCAAAACAAAGCACCCACACAACAAAAUUCAAUACUAUUUGGUGUAAACAACACAAAGGGUCACAGAAAAAACAGAACUUUGAAGAGGGAAAAAAAAAGAAGAAGAUACUAGGAUUCGGAAGAGUCUUUUGGAGGCAGAGGAGGCAGAAGCAGGGUGCGGGUGGCAGAAUUUGCAGAGGGAAGAAGCUGGGGCAUCAGAAUCGUCACCGGAGGGAAAGGAAAGAGUUCUUUCACAAAGAGCGCAGAUGGCGUCGCGUGCGACGCAGAGACAGAUGAGAGAGAUCGAGGAGCAGAGAGAGACAGAGAGAGAGAGAGAGGAUAGGAAGAGGAGAGAAGAAGAUGAAGAAGACUGAAACCUUCAAGGCGUGCGUGAACCAAAAGGUUUUUGAACCAGGUGAAGAAUAAUUUUGGUCUUUUGUUUUUUUAAUAUGUUUAACAUAGAUGAAGAA